UUAAUGUUCAUGGAUGACAUGACAUCAGAUAUGUCGUUCUUGUAGGCAAUGAGUAGCAAUUUGAUGCAAAACAUUUUGAUUUUAACAUUUUUCUGUUCAAGUCGGUGUUAAUAUGUAUUAAUAAGAUUGUAUGAGCUUAUACACGUGUUAGUUGGCGUGACUGAUUUUCUAAUAUAUAAUUAAUUAGGUAUCAAAACUAGGGCAAUGGAUCUUGAGGACAAUGCUAUGGGUCUGACCCAGGAACAGACGGAUAAAAUACUUCAAUUUCAAGAUCUAACUGGAAUAGAAGAUAUGUCAAUAUGUAGAGACGUUUUACAAAGGCAUCAAUGGGAUUUGGAGGUGGCGAUCCAGGAACAGUUGAACAUCCGAGAGGGUCGACCGUCGGUGUUCGCCACAGAGGCCCGCGCGCCGCCAGUUGUUCACGACCACAUAGCACAGCAGGUGUUCACAGACGAGGCGCCAGAAGGCCCCGGAGGCGUGCGAGGCCUGUUCCGCUAUGUGGUCAACUUUGUAGUUUCUAUGUGCUACAGUACUAUUACCUCUGUACUCAAUUUGCUGCUCAGUUUUGUACGCAAUGAUGACAGGAGAUUGGUGACUGACCCCUUGGGGGAUGUGAUGGGUUUCAUCAACAGCUACACAUCAAGGUUCAACCCUCACCCAGUGUUCUACCAGGGCACAUAUGCACAGGCCUUAAAUGACGCUAAGAAUGAGCUGCGUUUCCUAGUUGUGUACCUACACUCUGAAUCAGCUGCAGAGACACAAAACUUCUGCAGGACAACACUGGCUGACAACGAAGUGAUUCAGUACAUAAACACGCAUGCCUUAUUCUGGGGCUGUUCCGUGGAGAGCGCGGAGGGUUGGCGCGUAGCUCAGUCGGUCGGCGGCCGUCGCUACCCGCUGUUGUGUGUCGUGUGCGUACGCGACCAUCGCAUGACGGUUGUCGCGCGGUCUGAGGGCUCGUGUAGCCCUGCACAGUUGUUGCAGAGACUUCGUCAUGUUGUCGCUGAUAAUGAACCUCAUCUCGCAGCUGCUAGGGCUGACAGAGUGGAGCGUGAGAUGACGGCGCGACUGCGGGCGGCUCAGGACGAGGCGUACGCGGAGUCUCUAGCGGCCGACCAGGAGAAGGAGCGUCGCCGCGCCGCCGAGCGCGCCGCCCGCGACCUGCGCGCGCAGCAGGACCUGCAGCGCCGCCAGCAGGAGGAGAGGCACAAGCUGGAUUGCUUGCGGCAGCUGGUGGCGGCUCGCGCGGCGAUGGCGGCGCGGCUGCCGCCCGAGCCCGCGCCCGGCCGCGGCACCGUGGUGCUGCUCAUCCGACUGCCCGGCGGGGAGAGGCUCACCAGGCGGUUCACGCUCACGCAUACCACGCAGGAUUUAUACGACUUCGUGUUCAGCCACCCACAGUCUCCCGAGGACUUUGAGAUCACGACCAACUUUCCCAAGCGAGUGCUUGCGCGCGGCGCCAGCAAUCUUUUAGACGUCGGCCUUAAAGACCGAGACGUGCUCUUUGUGAACGAUGUUAAUGCAUAAUGCGAUAGAGUUUACAUACUUACCAUCUUGUCAGGACUGCCACGGAGUAGUGAACAAAUGGAGAGAUUCGCUUUCAACGUCUGAGUAUCAUUUACUAGGAUAAUGGCUACGAUGGUGCUCAACAAUUAUAGCACGUGAUUUUCGAAAUAAAUUAGUUUCGUUUUUGACGUUUUUAUGGGAUUUUUAUUAGCGUCUUUUGUGUGCAUUUUGAAGUUGACGAUUGGCUUGAGUUUUGUCAACCGGUUUUGUAUUUAGAUUUUUCGAUUGUAUUGAAUACUCGUGCUACUUAUUGUGGCUUUUAAAGGUUGUUUGAGUUCGUCUUAAUGUGAAGAGACUCGGAUACAUGAAAAAGGCUGUAAAUGUGUAAUGGACACUCCAUUUGUUCUCUACUCCGUGGUUGUAUGCGUUUUGACGUUCAUUGUAAUUACGGCCUUGUGUCGGCCGCUGGGUAGUGGAACAUGUACAUAAUACGCUGAACAAGAUACACGUAGAGAACAACUUCUAAAGUUGCAUCAACACCUAACUUCAUGACCAAUGUAAGUAUCUUACUCAGGACUGCUCAUGAGAUAGUUGUACAUAUAAAUUUUAAACCACAUGUAGGAGCAGUUAGACUACACAAUUCAAUUUUAGACACAUCAGAUAAUACCUGAAAUGGCUUUAAGAUCGUAAUAUUUCAUUAUUUCACCAAGGUUGAUACUCAUCUUGCAGAGCAAUGACUCAAAAUGGGCGGUCCCCAUAGCAAUGAUUGACAUUAUCAUAAAUUAUUCUAUUAUUUAUAUUGUACAAUUUUACUCUUAUGAAUUUGUUGAAAUGUCAAUUGGUCCGUCAGUGGGAUUGCCCAUUUUGUAAAACCAUUUUUCUGAUUGUUACGCCAAGAAGGUAUUAUACCCGGGCUCUAUACUCUGGCCUCAAUAUAUUAAUUGAUUGACUCACUUGAGCCUUUUUGACUAUUGGGCUCAACUUUUGAACCAUGAUUGUGACUGGCGCGUGGAGCCCGGGUGUUUCUGAUUUCGAGAUUAGGGCACCCUGCAAAAAAAGGGUAACACUAAUUUUGUACUUAAAUGUAAUAACUUAUAAUAAUGCAAUAAGGUCCCUUUUUGUUUGUGUUGCAACAUCGUCAUUUUGUGAUCGCUGGACGAUUGCAAGAUUUGUUUUUUGUCCCCAUGUAGAACUGUAAUAACAAAUCUGUAGUUUGGUUAGAUUUAAUGAAAUAAUAAUAAUAAAUAUUAGAAGGUCAGGAAAUUGGACUUGUGUCAAUAUUUCAAUGAAUUAAUUGUCCAUGUACGUCAAUAGAAUGUAUUUUUUAUCAAACCCGGGUAAAUAAGGACAUUAUUGAGCAUUAGCUUCUCUCCUAAUGGCCUUGUAAUACCGGAUAGCUUCUUUACACUCCAUUGAAUGUGACUUGUAUAAAAUUGAGCAGUUGAUAAUUCUAAACGCAAUAUUUUAAAUAGUAUGUCUUAUAAUGUGUAUUCAAUCUUAAGAGUCGAAAGUUACUAUCGUAUGAUGCAAUCGGACUUGACAUCGUUCAAUUGUGAUGCUCAAAAAUGUGCGUGUAAGUACUACAAUAUAGGGCGGUUUAAUACGAGUUAAAGGAACAAUCUUGACUUAUAACUUUCGAGUUUACAAGGGCGAAAAUCCCUCUUAUUGUGAUAUUCGAGUGUUGUAUGUAUGUGCUAAAAUAUUGUGUAGGUAUCCUAAACCAAAAGUGGAAUUAAGACAUACUAUAAUUGGAAGAUGUGUGAAUUAAUUGCAUAUCACGUUUUUUUUUCUAAUCAGGAUUGCUUUUAUUGUUUAUAAGUUUGUAAGAACUGUUCUUACGCUAGUAAAGACAAAGGUUUUGUGUCCACUAUGUUACCUAUCUGUACACGGGAAAAUUUGUUUGAGUGUUUGAAUUCCUGCUCGUCCGCGGUAUAACUCAGAUAACUUUGAAAGUAUCGAAAUUGUCACUAAUUUUAUACCUAAAUACCGCAUUUGUAAAUACCUGUGAUAACUUUGGUGACGGAGGACCCCAAAAUUUCAGUGCAAAGCUUUGAAAUCGAUUAUGGAACGGGCCUCAAAGAGGUUUGUCCUCCUAAAUUUGAACAAAUUUUCCGUCGUGUUGGCAUAGCUAUAAUAUAAAAUUAGUUUUGUUCCUUUUGUAAGAUAACUCAGAAUUUCUAUUUGUAGAACUAAUUUGUUUCGUUCAAUCGGAGUUAUGGACAAAAAUAUUGUCCUCAGUCCUCAAUAUUUGGUUGGAUUUUAGCUCCCAUCUGGUUCGGUUUUGUCGCUCUAAAAAUGUAAGGGACAAAACUAAUUUUAUUUAGGUAACUAUGUAAAUCUACCUACAAUUAGUAAGUUAUGAUUGAUAUUUUAUAAGAUAGCGGUUAAAUUAAAUAGAUCAAGGUACAUAAUGUUAUUUUUGUCUUUCAAUUUCGUUGAGUGAUGCUUACUAAGGGCGCGUUCUGCAUGUGCGAAUCAAUGCGAUUGCGAAGCGAAUUGAAGGAUGUACGUUGCGCCACGUCACGUAGUCCACAAAGAUAUCGACUGUUUGUAGUUUCCGUGUUGCGCCGCGCCGCUUCGCGCUCGCAUCCAGAUCGCUCACGUAGGACGUACCGUAAUAGUUUCUUUUGUUUUUUAUUGUAUAGGUGUUUGAAAAGUAAAUUAUUAUAUCUAAAAGCGUUCCAUUACUGUAACUUAAUUAGGGUUUCUGUUAAUGACUUAGUACCAAAAGAUAUUCGCAAUUUGUUCUUAUUGUGCGCAUUCGGUCAAAAGUUAAAUGCAUUUAUUUCAAAAACUAACUGUGUAUUAUAUUGUUUUGUUGUAUUAUAGUCAUGUUUCUUCCUAAA
Messenger RNA from Helicoverpa zea (corn earworm), 4352 nucleotides. It is a transcript of the gene Faf2, whose product is annotated as FAS-associated factor 2. The transcript is spliced from 7 exons. The record is from RefSeq and is a predicted model, not a curated record. Gene Ontology annotation, molecular function: ubiquitin binding. Gene Ontology annotation, cellular component: endoplasmic reticulum. The coding region runs from base 205 to 1527 and encodes 440 amino acids. NCBI's taxonomy places the organism in Eukaryota, Metazoa, Arthropoda, Insecta, Lepidoptera, Noctuidae.